AUGACGGUAGUUACACUCACCUCAGCCGACUAUGACCCCAACUGGAGAUUGGAAGCCAAAUUCUGGCGACCAGUCCAGGAAGGGCUCAGGGGUGACCGACCGGAGCCAGAACCCGACAUGCCUCUGAUUCCUAGCGAAGAAAUGUUUGGUCCCGAAAGGACGGCAAGGUACAACAUUGUGUAUGCUGGAGGACGCACUCUUCCACUGGAGCCGCUGCAAGUCCCUGUUCGGGAGGUCAAACAAGCACCCGGAGACCCAGAGGGCCGCAAUUUCGCACCAAGCAAUCCGGACCAACUGAAGAUGAUGAUCAGUGAUCAUUAUGAAAAGCACAAGGAAACCUGGGCGGAAGAGUUUGGCCCCCGCCUCAAAAGCCAUCCUGGCUGCCCUCGCGGACGAGAGAUACAGGGAACACAAGCCGGCAUUGUCGGAGUUGCUGGAACUCAUGUACAGAAUCGGCUCCAGAACGCGGAAAUCAUAAUCUUGGUAACUUCGCUCCUAGUAGCUGACGGCCACGCUGGGUCUUCCCUCGUACCGAUCAUCAAAGAUCCCGAGAUGCAGGAUCUCGCGAAAUUGAUCUACAAAGGCCUCAAAGCAGUGCUCGAAUUAUUCUGGACAAAUGGCGCAGAGAACCCUGGCAUUCCUGAAUCCAAUGUAUAUGCUUCCAGCAUCUCCGUGGUUGCUGCUGGAGAUGGGCUCUGCAGAAUGAAGCUUGCUGCUGCCUUUGCUGCGUCUUCAGGAGCCACCCCGGCCCCGCUGCUGGUGCUGUGGCUGUCGUGGUUAUGA
Messenger RNA from Microdochium trichocladiopsis, 783 nucleotides. RefSeq lists its product as uncharacterized. Lineage: Eukaryota; Fungi; Ascomycota; Sordariomycetes; Xylariales; Microdochiaceae. Bases 1 to 783 code for a protein of 260 amino acids. The record is from RefSeq and is a predicted model, not a curated record. The transcript has 3 exons.